Lampris incognitus (smalleye Pacific opah) is the source of this 6957-nucleotide messenger RNA. It is a transcript of the gene col17a1b, whose product is annotated as collagen, type XVII, alpha 1b. NCBI's taxonomy places the organism in Eukaryota, Metazoa, Chordata, Actinopteri, Lampriformes, Lampridae. The record is from RefSeq and is a predicted model, not a curated record.
CAAGAACAUCCACUGUUGCCAGUCAACCCAGUAUAAACAUUACUCCCGUGUGGACAACAUCUGUCAGUCCAUCUGGGGAAUCGGGAUUUAAACACAUCGGCUCUGAGUUUUUUACAUCGCCUCCGUUUUAAGGUAACAUGGAAUGGAUGAUUUAAUCACAGGACAGAGAAACCGCUCAAGGGACUCAUCGGGAGAUAAGGCUGUGACAGAAGCCACGACUCCAACGACUAGAUUGACUUCUUUACCGCCAAAGGGAACAAGCGGAUCAAAUCACAGGAAUAUGUCCAGCGGUGCUGGGGGGCUGGCCCUGGAGAAGAACGUUUUAACCCAGAACAGCAGUGGAAGUUAUUUCUCCUCAUCCUCCGUAGGUGUGAGUGUCAGUGGCUUCAGCUCCUCCUCAGGGGUAUACCUAGGAGAAGACUCCUCGGGAGGUGGCGAUGGCGGGGGAAGCUACGGAGAUGGAGAAGGCUAUGGGAGUGGAGGCAGAGGAACUGGAAGCUAUCUGGUGAGCUCGGUGUCAAAGGUGAAGUGCAGCUCAUCAGGGAGUGCCAGGAGGACGCAGGGUGCCACCUCGGCGGGAGGUCUGUCUCCAGCUUUCCGCGACAGGAAGAAUAUGUCCAGUUGCUCUGCAGGUUAUGAUGGAAGCUCAAGCGGCAAUUCCUCUCCAGAAUUCACACGCAAGGAUUAUGGAAACUAUUGCUCCAGUGCCACCAGAGGGAGGAGUCAAAGCAGAGAGAGCGAGAUCAGAGCCAGACUACAAAGUGCCUCUCCUACCACUUGCAGAUGGACGGAGCUGGAUGAUGUGAAGAGGCUGCUGAAGGCGGGGCGCUCCUGCAGCGUCAGCCCCACCCGUUCCUCCACCCACUCUAUCACCUUGCCUGUACCCAGCAAGGCUGCGGUGGGCACCCAGAUCCUCACCCAGUCUUCUCAGUCCGUUUCAACUCAGUGUGAUACAAAUGGGAGAACAGGCCAGUAUGACAUCGGUCUGAAAUCAGGCCUGUAUGAUACCAGUAUAAAAUCUGGCCAAUAUAACACCACUUUGAAAUCAGGCCAAUACGAUACCAGUUUAAAAUCAGACCAAUAUGACAUGGGCUUGAAAUCAGGCCAAUAUGAUACCACUUUGAAAUCAGGCCAAUGCGAUACCAGUUUGAAAGUGGGCCAAUACGGCAUCAGUCUGAAAUCAGGCCAGUAUGAUACCGGUGUCAGAUCUGGACAGUAUGCUUCUUCUACACUGGACGGUACUCUGCCCUCCUUCCCCUGGUCCACCUCCACCCUCCCUGCAUCCCAGCCCACAACGGUCACCGCUGGCUGCAACAGCAGCACGUACACUUACCAGGUCAACACCAACAACAUGUCAGGAUCAUCCCUGCUCAACACCACCUCCCCCUCCUCCUCCUUGUCAGUUUAUGGCUUUCAGAAUAAUUUGGCCCCCACAUGCAGUGUGCUUACUACUAGUGGUGCUAACAUAAACGCUAACCUAGGAGGGUACGGGGUACAGAAAAACGUCUCAACUACUGGUGGUGUUGUCAGUACCGGAGUCUCUACAACCACUAGGUCCCAAACGGAGGAUGCCUACAAGAAAGACUAUAAAUUUCUGCUGUUGGACAAAGAGAACCUUCCAGCCAAGAGGGACACAGAAGUGCUCAUCCUGGCCAAAGACAGCGGCAAGCAGUUUACAAGCAGCAGCGCUCUCAUCGGAGGGGGGUCCAUGUCAGGAGACUCCAUGAAGAAAGAAAAACUGGUGACAUGCUACAGUGAGACAGCCCCACUGAAGUCAGAGUCAGGCAAUUACUAUGGAUCAUCUGGAGUUCUCAUGAAAGACAAGGCCACAUAUGCAGAGAUCCGGACAGACAGCGGUUUCUGCGGCGGAGGAGCAGGGUGGUGUUGCGGCGGCAAGGACUCGUGUUGCUCCUGGUGGAAGUGGCUGCUCGGCCUCCUCCUCCUUACCCUGCUGCUGCUGGGGCUUCUGUUCGGCCUCAUUGCGCUGGCUGAAGAUGUGAGAAAGCUGAAGAAUCGAGUGGCUGCCCUGGAGGCCGAGGCCUCUGUUGCUGCCGCUCAUACCAGUCGGCUGUCUACCAACGACAUCAACAUAGUUCACUCAGGCACCUAUAUGGACAGCGGAGGCAAUGCCCGCAAUGACAAUACCCUACACCUGGACUCCGGCGGAGGCUCCCAUGGCAGUGGCAGAGUCAGUGUCAGUACAGAUGUUGGCGUUCACGGCAGAACCGAUGUUGGUGGCACCGCAUUUGGUGGAGGUGCCAGCAGCGGCGGCAGUACCGGCAGCAGUGGCGGUACCAGCAUCAAUGGUGGUGGUGCAGGAGUCGGUUUUGCCGGAGGCAGUGCUGGCAAGACAUUUGGUGCUGGUACCAGCAGCGGUGUCGGUACUGGCGUCAGUGGCGGUGGUGCCAGAGGCAGCGCUGGCACGGCAUUUGGUGCCGGUACCAGCAGCAGUGGCAGCGCUGGCUCAAGGACAGGCAUCAGCUUUGGCACUGGUCAUGGUAUCGGCUUUGGUGCAGGACAUGCGGACGAUGCAGCCUUACAGAUGAUGAUCCAGCAACUUCUAAGAGCUGAAAUGCAGUCUCAGUCAUUCAGAGCUCUUAUAACAUCUUCAGCGAGAGGAGAGAAAGGAGAAGCUGGACCUAAAGGAGACACAGGAAGUCCUGGAUUAAGGGGCGAUAAUGGUUUCCCUGGGCUUCCAGGUGCUCCAGGUGCAAUGGGUCAUGCAGGCCCAGAGGGGCCCAAAGGACAGAAAGGAAGUGCAGGUGAUCAUGGAUUGGAGGGGCCACCAGGCCUCAGGGGUCGUGAGGGCCCAGCCGGCCCCAGAGGUGAGACAGGGCCUCCAGGCUUUGGAGAGAAAGGCGACAGAGGUUUUCCUGGGUCUCAUGGACCUGCUGGACCUGUCGGCCCGAUGGGGCCCAAAGGUUCACCUGGAGUGCCCGGGCUCUCUGGGAUACCAGGUCAGCCAGGCUCUCAAGGUUUCCGAGGCGAAGCAGGCCCACCUGGGACUAAAGGGGAGAGAGGGUCUCCCGGAUCACAAGGAAUUAAAGGUGACAUGGGUGAAAAAGGACAGCGAGGUCCACCGGGUGACCCCGGCGUGUCAGGACUGCCAGGGCUUGCAGGAGAGAAAGGAUCUAAAGGAUCAGCAGGGCUUCCAGGACUUGAUGGUGAGAAAGGCCAAAGAGGUGACCAGGGGUCAGCUGGGCCACCUGGCAUCAGAGGUCCUCCUGGGCCUCCUGGAGAAGCCAGUCUUUCAGGAGCACCUGGGCUUCAAGGACCACCAGGAAUACCAGGGAAUCCAGGACAACCUGGGGCCAAAGGUGAAACCGGUGCACCAGGAAGAGUCAUUAAUGCAGCUGGUUCCAGCUCUGUGGGCAUCCCUGGACCACCUGGGCCUGCUGGAUCUCCAGGGCCCGCUGGACCUCCAGGCUUAUCAGGCCCUAUUGGCCCAGCUGGUCUGCCUGGCCAAUCUGGUCCUAAAGGGGACAGGGGAGAAAAAGGUGACCAAGGUGAAGCAGGAAUAUCAGCGAGGACUUCUGAGACUGUUAGCUCAUCCAGAUCUGAAAGACAAUUUGGUGCUGCUGGGAUUACAGGACCACCCGGACCACCGGGACCUCCUGGGCCUCCUGGACGUGCAGGAGAUUCAAGACCAGGACCUCCAGGACCCCGGGGUCCUCCAGGUGAGCCAGGAUAUGGUAGACCAGGGCCAAAAGGAGAUAAAGGAGAACCAGGAAGCUUUUUACCCGGCUCAGGAACAUACUUUGCCGGACCCCCUGGACCUCCUGGAUCACCUGGACAGAAGGGAGCAACAGGCUCCCCUGGACCAAGAGGCUACCAAGGUGAAGCAGGACAGCCCGGUUUGCCAGGCCCCACUGGGAGACCAGGAGGCUCUGACAGAGUUUUGUCCUAUGGCGGAAGCCAACAAGGGCUACCUGGACCACCAGGACCACCAGGUCUACCAGGGCCUGCUGGACCAGAGGGCCGCAAAGGGGACACUGGAGCUUCUGGUGCUCCUGGUAUUCCUGGCUCUUCAAGAGGCUCAGUAUCAGUCACCUCAGGACGUCCUGGUCCUGCUGGUCCUCCUGGCCCUCCGGGUCAACCAGGUCAACCGGGCUCCUUCUCUUCCUCAAGCGAGAUGCGCCAGUACAUCACUGAUUAUCUAAGUAGAAGCAGGCAGUCUGGGAUUCCUGGCCCUCCAGGCCCACCUGGUCCUCCAGGAACCCCUGGAUCCUUCUCUGGUUCUCUCGAAGACAUAUCCUCUCGCAUCAUUGCCUACUUACAACAAUCACGUUCAGGGUUCAGUAUUGGGGCUCAGGGUCCCCCAGGACCACCUGGCGCCCCUGGAAUACCUGGCUCUAGCUCUGGGCCCCUAUCUGUCAGUGCUCUCAUCAUCCUGUUACAGCGGGACGAUGUCAGGCGAUAUUUGACAGGCCCACAAGGACCACCAGGCCCGCCAGGGACACCAGGAACAUCGGGAGGAAGUGUCACCAACUAUAAUGUGCAGGAGAUAGCCACUUAUGUCUUCAGAAUCAUGAAUGAGAGGGGAAUUACCGGUGGGCAGCCUGGACCACCAGGCCCUCGUGGGCUCCCGGGUCCUCCAGGUCCUGGCCUCUCGACUUCUGUGAUUGACUAUUCUUCAUUGAUGAGAAACUCCGAGUUUCGUUCGAUGAUAAGCCGUUCCGUUGGACAGCCCGGCACCCCUGGUACCCCAGGACUGCCUGGCCCACCAGGUCCACCAGGGCCCCCCGGACUUUCCACUUCCACCGUGUAUGGGUCAGCAGGCGGUGGCUACAAAUUGGAGGAUAUCCAGCGCUACUUGCAGACUUCUGGGUUCAGAGGUCUCCCGGGUCCACCGGGUCCACCAGGUCCUCAGGGACCGCCAGGCGGGUCCCAAGGGGUGGUAACCUUCAGUGGAAACUACCCACGGGAGACCAUACGUGCAGAACUGCAAGAAUAUCUCACCACUGACACCAUUCGACGUACUAUGAUGGGACAACCAGGGCCACCAGGACCAAUUGGACCAAGGGGUCACAAAGGAGAUCGCGGAGAGCCAGGUUAUGUCCACAGCUACAGUCAGAGCCAAAGCUUCCCUCAGGGUGACUCUCGACGUGAUGCCCGAUACAACUCUGACCAACAACAGAUUGACGUUGGCAAGUUGACUGAGACGCUGGACUACUCCAACGUUGCCCUGAAAGUUAGCGACUACAUCAAGAACCAGGGCCUGCUGCAGGACUACCUGGUUGAAGGAGGCUGGGGGGGACGUGUGAGAGCGGUGCAAGGACCCCCCGGACCGCCCGGCCCCCCUGGACCCCCUGGCUACAGCCGCGUCAUCGGCUCCUACGGCAAUGUCACAGCUGACCUCAUGGAGUUCUUCAGAACCUAUGGUACCAUCCCUGGCCCAGCAGGAAGACCUGGUCCAAAGGGGGAGAGAGGCUACCCAGGACCCAAAGGAGACAAAGGAGAUCAUGGGCCCCCUGGUGCACCGGGCUUACCAGGGAUCCACACUAUCCAGUCUCACAGAGUGGAGAAGAGGGAUACAGGCAAGGCCGAGGUUGGUCGUCGUCAGAAUCACCGUCGUCGCAUCAACGGUGUCUAAGGUGUUAAAAGAAGCUACCUAUUUUACUACUGGGUCAUUUUAGCUGUCAUUUCCACUUCCACAUCUCUGUCUGCAAGUGCUAAAUAGUAGUGCAUGGGUGAUUAGUUCAUUUGUCCUGUUUUAUGUAGUUAAGUAAGCAAGAGUGGUCGGUAUGGGAAAAUUAAAUUUGGCAUGAAAAACCAUCAGUCUCUUCAAAAUUGUUGAAGUUGAGGUAUGGCUUUGGCUGCUGGUCAGUGUUUUAUAGGGACACGUAUGACUUAAAAAUAGGUUUGUGGGUGUACGAUGUUUACUGUGCAUAGCGGGUAUCAAGGCUUUUUUUCCUCCAGGGGCAGUUUGUGGAAAAAUAUUGAUUUUGAAGCAAUAAUUGGCAAUGGCUGAAACUUUGACUUUUUUUUUUAAAAUGUUUUUUGCUGCUUUUAUAGUGUUUUAAGCAUAUUUUGUUGGUUGUUCAAGAACCACCUAUCAGGGCUAUACUGUAUUGAGGAAUAGAAGUAUUACACCUAACGUUCAAUGUUAAACCAAGAUUUGCAUUUUUAAUAUGAUACUCCAUGACUGCUUCAUACUACACCAGUGAUGUCGCAUUUAUCCACUUAACUCGUGUGUGGUUCAGCUAUAGCAACCACCAGUUCCUCAUCCCAAUUCAUAUUUAUGAACAUUUCUGAAAACACUAUUUUUUAAUGAGUGGUAUAUUGUUUUAUUAACUGGACAUUUCCUAAUCAAAAUGACUAUUUUGUGGUAAGGCACUUUGGGUAGGGGUUCCUGGUUUAUCUGGGAGGGGUUUCCUCUGGAUUGCAUUCUUCACCAGCGAUUUAAACUUCUAACCAAGCUGUUGGUGACGUUACUAGGGUGGAACUUAAAUAUUAACCAGGAAAUGACUGGUUGAAAUGUUUAUUUUUGUAUGACACGGCACUGAAAUUGACAUUUUCUUAAUACCUUUUUUUAAAAAGUUGAGAAGAAAUUAUAAGAAAUAUGGAAUAAUUUGUUCCUGGAUUAUAUUUUACAUUCCUGAACUAUUGAGUUUUGGUCAACUUGUAAUGACCUUCAAAAGACAUUCAAAUAAAUUAUUUUUGAAAUUAUGGGUCUUGACAUAUAUUUGAUAUCGUUCCUAAAUUGUUUGCAACAGCAGGUGCUGUCAACCAGCUUUUGAGACAAUCAAAACCAACAUAUGCAUAAAAAGAGGCCGAUGUACAGUUAAUAUUUUAUUUACAACAAAAAUGACCAUUUAUUGAUAAAACUUAAAUACAUUUUAUUUGACCUCAAAAAUGUAUAUAGGAUUAUUCAAUGUGGUAGGAUGACAAUUCAUCAACCCAUCAAAAGGCUGCACCAUAACAAAAAAAAAUAAUAAUAAAAGGCUUGCUUUAAAA